Molecule: messenger RNA, 885 nt
Organism: Didymella exigua CBS 183.55
Lineage: Eukaryota; Fungi; Ascomycota; Dothideomycetes; Pleosporales; Didymellaceae
Exons: 2
Coding region: 378-836 (152 amino acids)
Source: RefSeq, a predicted model, not a curated record
CGCAGCUGCUCUCGGUGCCGCAGCGCUGGCAGCUCGCCGCCCGCCGCACCGCCAGCGCGCCGCCCGACGAGGAGUCGGGCGGGGCCGAGGCCGUGCGCGGCGCCAACCGCAUGCUCGCCUUUGCCAUUGAGGGGCUGGACAUGAUGGGCCAGAUCACCACCGUCGUCGAUGGCACCGUGCGCAGCGCCGAGUCCUGGCUCGCCUCCAUUGGGCGUCCGCCGCGCCAGGACCGCGCGGGGCCUGCGGACAAGACGGCGGCUGGCCGGCGCGCGUCGGACGCCUUUUCUGCCGACCAGAAGCGGUAGUUGGCCGGCGGACCAGGAGCGGUGGUUGGCCGGCGGACCAGGAGCGGUGGUUGGCCGGCGACGCUGCAGCGCAUGCCCGGAGGUUUUCUUUGUCCCUGUCUGCUCAGCGAGGCGCUGUGGUGCUGCUUGUGCGUGUCGCGCGGGUGCUAUGUACACUGUCCCUUCCUAGACGGCUUUUUCUUCUCCAUUCUUCUCUUCUCGUGCGGCCUGGAGUUCGGAGAGGGUUGUGAAAAGCGAAGCAGCUUGUUCGUUCAAUAUACCAUUCCCAUUGUCCUGUUGACACACCUUUUGUGCCGUUGGAUGGUGCAGCUCUGCCAUCGCCAUUCAUGUGUCUGGGGCUCUCGAGUGAUGCGAAUGUUCUUCUGCUGCUGUGUGCAUGCUCUCUGCUGUGUGCAUACUCUCUGCUCUGUACAUACUCCCUGCCGUGUACAUACUCUCUGCUCUGUACAUGCUCUCUGCUCUGUACAUACUCUCUGCCGUGUACAUACUCCCUGCUGUGUACAUGCUCUCUGCUCUGUACAUACUCUCUGACGUGUACAUACUCCCUGCUGUGUACAUACUCUCUGCCGUGUACAUACUC